GGGCUUUUGGUGUUGGUGUCGUGUCGUUGUUUGUCUGCUGUUGCAGAGACGGGCGUCAUUUCGACACAUCGUCAUCGGUUGCUCCUUCCCUUUUAAACACCCUUCUUCUACCUCUUGUUCUUCAUACACAACACCCGGUUGUGCGCCUGCCGGACUAAAAGCAACGACACGCCCAGCUGCUCCCCCCCCCGACACACCUCGAGCAGAUCACGACUGGCAUCAAUACCCUCCAUCCAUUUCCCCUCCCGGCAAUGGGAACUGAAUCCUGCACCUAUAAUUAUAUAUUCCAGGUCACACAACUUUCCCUACGAGCGCAAAAGCAUAGUCAUCAUCUCACCCUGGCGCCCAACAUCCCAUACGUCUCUCCGCCACGGCGCCGGAGCAUGAGCAACACCUCGGGUGGCUCCAUGCCCUCCCGGCACGCCGCCAUGGCCGCCCCCGUCGUCGUCCACCUCGACUCGUUCCGCCCCGACCGCCCGCUCGCCGAGUCCAUCGCUCUCGCCACACGCUCCGUCCACGCCCGGCUUAACAAGCUCAUCGUCUCCCGCCUGCCCCUCGCCCUGCCCCCGCGCGCCUCCGACCCGGUCGCCUUCCUCACCGGCCUCCUGCACAUUGCGCCCAUCUACACCACCUUUGAGGAACAAUGGAGCGCCAUCCUCGACGCACCCCCUCCUCCUACUCCGCCGUCAUCGUCGUCUCGGUCCUCCGCGGCGGAUUCGCGAGACAACAGCCUCCCGGACGGAUGCCAUCCCGAGGUGGCGCCACUGCUCUACACGGGUGGUAGCCACCCACUGCCCAGAGAGCACGAUGACGACGACGAAAAGGACGAGGCGUCGCCAAAGCUGCACAAGCCGCGGGCCUGUGGGCGGAUGUACUCGAUGCUGCAGCACCUGCACCUCCCCGGGCUGAUGCGCUCUGAGCGGCUCCGCGCUGACAUCCAGACUAUGACGUCGUGGCCCGAGCACGUCGUCGAGGAACAGCUCCGGCAGGUCAGGAGCAUGGGCUACCUCGCCGAGUUCGUCAGCCACAUCAAGCGCGCCAUCGCCAACAAGCCGCACGUGCUCGUCGCCUAUGCCUAUAUCAUGUUCAUGGCGCUGUUCGCCGGCGGGCGGUUCAUCAGGGCGUCGCUCGAGUCGGCGGGCGAGCCGUUCUGGGCCGUCGAGCCGUCUCCCGCGAGGCCGACGAUGCGGGCCUCGGAAAGGCGCAAAUGGGCAACAACAAAAUCAACAUCAGAGAGCAGAGCUCACGAUCUGAAAGACGAUUCGUACCGUGAGGAGGAGAAGGAGGAGGAUACAUCAGACAAGGCCCGCCCCACGUCGCGGCACAACAACAUGCCCCUGCACUUCUUCCACUUCGACACACCCGUCGACGGCGAGGACUUGAAGCGCGAGUUCAAGCAGCGACUGGUGGACUCGGAGGAGAUGCUCACGCCCCAGGAGAAGCGCGACAUUGUGCAGGAGGCGGUGUGCAUCUUUGAGAAUGUCACGCUCGUGGUGCUACAGCUGGACUCGCUCUUCCCGGACCACGAGGGCAGUAGUAAUGGUGGCGAUGCUUCGUCCCGGCGAGAGAGCUCGCUGCAUUCGCUCGCCAGCCUCCUCAGGGGCCCCUUGGCGAACCGCUUCCGCGACAGCGUCGUCGUCACCAAGGAGCGCAAAGAGCGGAGCUCGUCCAAGAGGUCCUCGGGCCACGAGGAGAGCAACUGCCCCAUCGUUGCGAACCCAAAGCUGUCGGAAAAGUCGAGCGCGGCCUCCAUGGAUGGCACCGCCGCCGUGGUACCCCAGUCGCAACCGUCACCACCAUCGUUGCCGCAGGACGACCACAACUGCGAGCACAACGCCUACAAACAACACCCCAAUGUCAUCAGUGACACUGCGGACGUGGAGCUGUGUCCCGCCUUUGCCAAGUCUAUGAGAUUCGACGGGACGCUCGAGCUGCCCGCGCGUAGCAGCCGCGACGAUACGUCGCUCGCCCCGGCCGCCGAAGACCUCCCAGAGACGCUUAGGAUGGCGUGUAAGCAGCUCUCCGAGUCCCGGAUGGCGCACUGGGUCGUCGUCGUGGCGUUUGGGGUUAUCUUCCUCGGCGCCAUGGUGGCCAGCCAGCGGGCCGUCAAGGUUGAGAUUCGGCCCUGAGGGACGGCGCAUUUUGACACUUCGCCUUCUCCAUGCCCCCUUUCCCCCGUUUUUCUUGCUACGAAACUACGGAGUGAGCGAGGGGUGAUGUGAGCCAUUCGUGAUUAGAGUAUAGCGAAUGGGCCUGGAGUUUGGAAUUUUGGCAGUGAAGCGUUUAGGUUACCUUGCACUUUUCUUUUAGAGAGUAAAGCGCGAGAAAAGGC
Molecule: messenger RNA, 2332 nt
Organism: Purpureocillium takamizusanense
Lineage: Eukaryota; Fungi; Ascomycota; Sordariomycetes; Hypocreales; Ophiocordycipitaceae
Exons: 1
Coding region: 252-2129 (625 amino acids)
Biological process (GO): heme oxidation
Molecular function (GO): heme oxygenase (decyclizing) activity
Source: RefSeq, a predicted model, not a curated record